This is a messenger RNA of Thyridium curvatum, 2007 nucleotides long. RefSeq lists its product as uncharacterized. The transcript has a single exon. Lineage: Eukaryota; Fungi; Ascomycota; Sordariomycetes; Thyridiales; Thyridiaceae. Gene Ontology annotation, cellular component: plasma membrane. The record is from RefSeq and is a predicted model, not a curated record. Gene Ontology annotation, biological process: intracellular iron ion homeostasis; copper ion import; iron ion transport. The coding region runs from base 1 to 2007 and encodes 668 amino acids. Gene Ontology annotation, molecular function: ferric-chelate reductase activity.
AUGGAAGUUCGACACAUUCAGGACCCCAGCACGGCCUCCUCUUUUGAAUUGCACUGGGGGUACCCGAGCCGUGUAGUGCCGUGUACGAACGAUCGUGGAUCCUGCGAGUACCUCGAUGUAGUGUACCACUCCCACGACCUCGGUCUCAUCUACACCGGCAUAUUCUGGCUGACAAUCGCCGCCAUCUUGCUUCUUUGGGGUCUCACUAGGCUCUUCCCCCCUUCACCGGCUUCCUCUGCGGUCAAAUAUGACCUUUGCGUGGAGGAGUCUCACGGUGCUUCCCGACAGCCCAGCCUAGUCAGAUUAAGGAGCUCAAUAGCGGCCUGGACCCGACGAUAUCUCCUACCAGAAUGCCUUGUCUCUCUCUUUGGGCACACAACCCGUCUACAGGUCGUCAUCCUGGCAACAUUGGUGGCCUAUCUAACGGUGUGGACUUUCGUCGGCAUCGUGUACAAGACGUGGAUCACCCCGGUCAAAAACUUGCCCAACGUCCAUAACACUCGGACUAGCCUUGGGCCGUGGGCCGAUCGCGUUGGAGUCCUCGCUUAUGCCCUCACGCCUCUAUCGAUUCUUCUCUCUAGCCGAGAGUCGAUCUUGUCGCUCAUCACCGGCGUCCCCUAUCAGUCGUUUCUUUUCCUUCACCGUUGGACGGGCUACAUCAUCCUGACCCAAUCUGUUCUGCACACGAUCGGCUGGACUAUCGUUGAGGCACGCCUAUAUCAGCCGCAGCCAAAGGUAUGGAACGAGUUUGUCUCUCAACUUUACAUCAUCUGGGGAUGGGUCGGGCUAGGGCUGCUCCUCCUGCUGUGGCUACUCACGCUUCCCUGGGCUAUUCGCACGCUCGGCUACGAGUUCUUCCGCAAAGCUCACUACGUGCUGGCCAUGGUGUACAUAGGAGCUGUCAUUGGCCAUUGGCAGGCGCUGCAGUGUUACCUCAUCCCAGGUCUAGCCCUGUGGUUCAUUGAUAGGACCGUCCGCCUGGUUCGUACCGCGAUGCUGCAUUAUCAGUACUUGCCGAAGAAGCGACGCAUGGGAUUCGCGGCUGCAGACGCCGCCGUGACGAUCUAUGAAGAUAAGGAGAGCGGCGAUGUCAUUCGACUUGACUUCUCCCAGUAUCAAAGGCCAUGGAGGAUCGGUCAACACUACUACCUUUGCUUUGCCGAGAGCAGUAUAUGGCAGUCACAUCCAUUCACGCCUUUGAAUGAUCCCACAGUCACCCACGGUACCGUCUCGCACUCAUACAUCUUCAGAGCAAAGACUGGAGAAACACGAAAGAUUGCCGAUCUUGUCCUGGCAAAGGCUCUCGGCGGCGGCACUUCGGUUGAGCAACAGCCAGCCCCUGUUACCACUCCUGUUAUCCUCAGCGGAGCGUAUGGGCAGGGCAUCAGUGAGGAUCUAUCCCCCACAGACAAUGUUCUCUGCGUCGCUGGAGGAACAGGCAUUACGUUCGUGCUGCCCGUACUUCUGCGACUCGCGAAACAAGCUCCACGGAGCAACACGAAGAUCGAACUGAUCUGGGCCGUGCGCAGAGAGUCGGAUAUUGGCUGGAUCGGGGCGGAGCUUGGUAAAUUGCGAGAUACUCUGGGCCAACAGCGCGGCGUCAAACUUCACGUUUUUGUCACUCGGGAGCCUGUGGUCGAGAAGAUGGUGAGCGGAAAGUUCAAUAGCAGAGCAAGUACAGAUGUUAAGUCGACCCCUGUGGACAUUUCGGCUUCAUCGAAUGCAUCAGCUCCAUCCUCGGAUGGAGCUGACGAGCCCCGUCUCUCCAUCUCUCAUCCUGUCACUACGCAAACGCCCCAAAGCCGUCGUCCAGACCUACGAGAGGAGGUUGAUCGAUUCGUGUCUUCUGUUGAAUCUGGGCCUACUGUCGUCUUUGCCAGCGGUCCGAUGAGUAUGAUUCAGCACCUGCGUGGAGCAGUCGCUGCCAAGAACAAUGGCGGUAGAGUCUGGAAAGGAGAGACGCAGUGUGACGUCCGUCUGGUCUGCGAUGAUAGGAUAGAGUGGUGA